UAAACUUUACAAUUGAUCAUGUUCAAAAAAUAACGUGAUAAGUUUUAAAAACCAAUUGAUUUUUAAAUUCAUAAAGUAUGGCUGUUGCUGUAUCAAAUAUUGAUAGCGCAAUUAUUAAAUACGAAAACUUCAUCAAUAACGUUUUAAAAGAAAGUCUUCGUUUGCAUGAUCAAUAUUUACAAAAAGUGAAUGAAGAAAUAUCAGAAUUAGUUCAAGAGAAACAUACACUAAAAGUGAUUACCGACGAGAAGCUUCAUCCGAAUGGUUUCAAAACUAAAGUAGACAUCGGAUGCAACUUUUUCAUGGAGGCCUUUGUUCCUGAUACAUCUAAACUAUUAAUGCACAUUGGUUUAAAACACUAUAUGGAAUUUACUGUAAGUGAAGCAAAUACCUACAUAGAUGCAAGAAUAAAGGUAUAUGAAGCCAAAGCCGAAGAAAUAAAGAAAAAAAUUUAUACAACUAAAGCACAUAUAAAGUUAAUGUUAUUUGGUGUCCAACAGUUGCUAAAUGCAAAAAAUGAAGGUGUCUGCUGAUCUCUGCGGUUAGAUGAAGGUAUCUAAAAUUGUAUUUGAUGCAACCUCUUAAGUGAUAUUUCAAGCUGCUAUAAAAUUUGGAUAUCACUUACUUUUGUAAUUUAAAAGAAAUU
Messenger RNA from Papilio xuthus (Asian swallowtail), 646 nucleotides. It is a transcript of the gene Uxt, whose product is annotated as Uxt prefoldin-like subunit. Lineage: Eukaryota; Metazoa; Arthropoda; Insecta; Lepidoptera; Papilionidae. The transcript has 2 exons. Gene Ontology annotation, cellular component: mediator complex. Gene Ontology annotation, molecular function: transcription corepressor activity. Gene Ontology annotation, biological process: positive regulation of transcription by RNA polymerase II; negative regulation of transcription by RNA polymerase II. The record is from RefSeq and is a predicted model, not a curated record. The coding region runs from base 78 to 533 and encodes 151 amino acids.